Amaranthus tricolor (Joseph's coat) is the source of this 3653-nucleotide messenger RNA. RefSeq names its product formin-like protein 1. The coding region runs from base 232 to 3507 and encodes 1091 amino acids. The transcript is spliced from 4 exons. Gene Ontology annotation, molecular function: actin filament binding. Gene Ontology annotation, biological process: actin cytoskeleton organization; actin nucleation. The record is from RefSeq and is a predicted model, not a curated record. Lineage: Eukaryota; Viridiplantae; Streptophyta; Magnoliopsida; Caryophyllales; Amaranthaceae.
GUGUAAAUAAUAAACAAAUAAAAUAUGAAUAGUAGAUGGAACAUCACGGAGAAUAUUAGCUGGAAGUAAAAAAUAAGCACACAACUCCAUCAUCUCCGAACACUCCCAAGAAUGACUCACUCACCAUAUCCUUUCUCUUCUUCCCCUAAAUCUACCAUCUCUAACUUCUCUCUCCUCAAACAUUUUGCUCUCAACCAAUACUAACAGAAGAGAGAGAAACAUACUGGAUGUAUGACUAAAACCUCCAUUAAAAUGCCCAUCAUUUUCUCUCUCCUCUUCUUCCUCUCCUUCUCCCAUGGAUUCACUACCUCUACAUUAAACCCCAACCGUCGUAUUCUCCACCAGCCUUUUUUCCCUCUCGAUUCUUCUCCUGCUCCAACACAAUCUCCACCUCUUCCACCACCUUCUACUCCGUCUUCCGAUCAACAACCCUUUUUCCCAACUUAUCCUUCUCCACCACCACCACCUACACCAACAUCUUCCCCAUUCGCUUCUUUCCCUGCCAACAUUUCAUCUCUCAUUCUCCCUCAUUCCCCUUCUUCUAAGCCUGUUUCUAAGAAGCUUGUUGCUGUUACAGUUGCGAUUUCGCUUUCUGCUGCUAUCAUCGCUGCGGUUGCGCUUUUCUUUUACUUUCGUGGGAAACGCAGGCGCACUUAUGGGGAUAGUGAUAAGAUGUCUAGAUCGGAAACUACUACUACUGCAUCCAGUUCUGUGUUUAGAGCUUCUUCUAAUGGUAAUAAUGCCGGUCUUCCUCCUAGACCGCCGAAGCUGAGACACCCAUCUAAUAAUAGCUCUGAGUUUUUAUACUUGGGUACUUUGGUUGAUUCUACCACCAUUAAUGGUAAUGCAGGUCGUGGAGUAAGAGGGGUUGGAGUUCGAAAAAUGGAUUCUCCUGAACUUCAACCGCUGCCGCCAUUAAGCGGGCGGCAGCCAUCUUCGCAGGAACAACAACCGCCACCACAACAGCAGCAACAUGAACAUCAAUAUCAAUAUCAAGCUCAGAUUCAUCAUCAUUAUCAGCAUAGUUAUCAACAACAAUCACAAGAAAGAGUUGAGGAGGAUCAAGAUGAGUUUUACUCACCUAGGGGAUCAGUGAGUGGCAGAGAAAGUGGAUCCGGUUCAAGAAGAGUGUUUGCAGCUGUUGUUCAAGCUCAAGCUCAAGUUGAGAAGCUUAAUGCUGGUGGAGAAGUGAAUUCUGAAGCUUCCUCGUUAUCAUCGUCUUCAUCUAGUAGUGGAUCUCCGUCGCGAUCAGCUACAAUUAGUAUUUCUCCACCGGUGAGUGCGAGUCCGAAGCGAUCAUCAAACCCUAAAUCGUCCCCGGAAUUCAUCGAGCUUCAAGUUCAACCUCCCGUAAUGGCAGCAUCGCCUCCAUUACCAGAGAUUCCGUUUUCGCCGCCGUAUUCUCUCACAUCAUCGCCGGAGAGAGAGAUGGAGACAAUUAAAGAAGAAAAUGAAGCAGAAGAAUCGCCAUUGUUAUCGAACAAUUCAAGCUCUAGUAGAAUGAAUUCUCCACCUGAAUCUCCGAGAUUAUCACCACUGAAUGGAAAAAUUGGGAAGAUGUCACCGCAGGAAAGGGAAUGGGGAGUUUUAGGUCGAAAUCCACGUUCUCCGUCACCAGCAUCGCCAUCAAUGUCGAAUUCUUCGAGCACUCGAAGUCGGAAAUCAUCACCACUUUCAGCACUGAAUCUGAAAUUGCCUGCUUUUUUGGGAGGAGGUAAGAGAAAGGAUUCUCCAGAAUCUACAUCAGUUUCGAAUUCUCCUAUCUCACCUCAUUCUCCUCAAUCGUCAAUUUCUCCGAUUUCUUCAACUGCGUCGCCAUCACAUAGCUCGAGAUCUUAUUGUGCUUCGCCAUUGUCGGCUGCUUCAGGAAGCAGUCGACACUCACCAACGUUGCCAACGUCAACGAAUUCUGUGCCAAAAAAUGCAUCACCUGCGAGGAGCAGCGGCGUUGGGACUUCUGCUCCUCCUGCAGCUCCACCCCCGCCUCCACCGCCUCCUCCUCCAAUGAGGAGGUCCCAAAGUCCACCUCCACCGCCUCCUCCGCCACCUGUGAGUGAACCACAUGUAGCUGUAGCGACACCGCUUAAACCCAUGGCGGUUGAGAAACAAUCGGCUGAAUCAUUGAUGGAUAGUUCUCAUAGCGAGGAGACUACACCCAAGCCGAAGUUGAAGCCAUUACAUUGGGAUAAAGUUAGGGCGAGUUCAGAUAGGGAAAUGGUGUGGGAUCAGCUCAGAUCAAGCUCUUUCAAAUUGAAUGAAGAAAUGAUCGAGACAUUGUUUGUAGUAAAUGCUCCAAAUUCAAAUCAGAAGGAACUGCCUCGGAAACCCGUUCAACCUUCGCCUGUGCAAGAGAAUAGGGUGCUUGAUCCAAAGAAGGCUCAAAAUAUUGCCAUCUUGUUAAGGGCACUUAAUGUGACUAUGGAAGAAGUUUGUGAAGCUCUCAUGGAAGGUAAUGCUGAGAUUCUUGGAGCCGAGCUUCUUGAGAGUUUACUGAAAAUGGCGCCGACUAAGGAAGAAGAGCGUAAGUUAAAGGAUUACAAAGAUGAUUCACCUGUCAAGCUUUGGCCGGCUGAGAAGUUUUUGAAAGCCGUGAUUGAUAUACCUUUUGCAUUUAAGAGGGUGGAGGCAAUGUUAUAUAUGACCAAUUUUGAGUCUGAGGUCGAGUACUUGAAGAAAUCUUUCGAGACUCUUGAGGCAGCUUGCGAUGAGCUUCGAAACAGUAGAAUGUUCCUAAAGCUCUUAGAAGCAGUCCUAAAAACUGGGAACCGCAUGAAUGUGGGGACAAACCGGGGAGACGCUCAUGCUUUCAAGCUCGACACAUUGCUUAAGCUUGUUGAUGUCAAAGGUGCUGAUGGAAAAACCACACUUUUGCAUUUUGUCGUGCAGGAAAUAAUACGAACUGAAGGGCAACGACUAUCUACUGCCGACAACGAAGCUUCAAAUGAUGAAGCCAAAUGCAGGAAACUGGGUUUGCAAGUUGUUUCAGGGCUCAGCUCAGAGCUCACCAGUGUCAAAAAAGCUGCUGCCAUGGAUUCUGAUGUUCUCAGUAACGAUGUUGCGAAGCUAACUUUAGGUCUUGCAAACAUCGGGGAGAUCGUCAGGCUAAACGAACAAUCACAUUUUCAGGAAAGCAAUGGAAAGUUUUCUGAAUCCAUGAACAGAUUUAUGAAAAUGGCAGAAGAAGAAAUCAUCAGAGUUCAAGCGCAGGAAAGUGUGGCUCUUUCGUUAGUGAAAGAGAUUACAGAAUACUUCCACGGCAACUCAGCUAAGGAAGAAGCGCAUCCAUUUAGAAUCUUCACGGUUGUGAGGGACUUCCUUACAAUCUUAGAACGCGUCUGUAAGGAAGUAGGCAUGAUCAACGAACGGACAAUAGUCAGCUCUGCGCAUAGAUUUCCCGUACCAGUGAACCCAAUGCUCCCUGUUCCCGUAAAUCCAUUCCUUCCCCAAGUGUUGCCGGGUUUUCCUGGCCGGAGACAGUCUAGUUCCUCAGAUGAUGAUACACCAUAGUGUUGGUGAGUUAGUUGCCUGGUUAGAGAGGCUCUGUAUAAAAAAACUGGCCUGCAGAAUUUUUUUCUUUUUAACAUCUAAUUAUAUGUAAUUUCCAUAUUUUGUAAUUAUUAUAUAAAUAUAGUUUUGAAAAAUGAUUUUGAUCA